Molecule: messenger RNA, 2470 nt
Organism: Sceloporus undulatus (fence lizard)
Lineage: Eukaryota; Metazoa; Chordata; Lepidosauria; Squamata; Phrynosomatidae
Product: A-kinase anchor protein 13-like
Exons: 8
Coding region: 186-1358 (390 amino acids)
Biological process (GO): adrenergic receptor signaling pathway; regulation of Rho protein signal transduction; positive regulation of canonical NF-kappaB signal transduction
Cellular component (GO): membrane; actin cytoskeleton
Molecular function (GO): MAP kinase scaffold activity
Source: RefSeq, a predicted model, not a curated record
UCCCCCAAACCCUGGCCUGCCCACCCCACAGAACACUCCAGCAAAAAGAUCAGCAGAUCAUAACGCUGCUGAGGAGGAAGGAGAAGAUUUUCCGAGACAUGACUGACUGCAGCAGGCAUGAGACAUAGGGAGCCAGAACUUUGUUCCGGUCCAAUACUGAAGAGGCUCCCAAGGGACAAAGUGUGAUGAAGAGCGUGAUAAAUGAAGUUGAGCUAUUACAGGGGCUUGUGAGCAGGAGCCUAGGAAGUACCCUUGGGCCACAGAUCAGCAACCUCUCCUCAGAGCAGGAGACUGUGGGGCCCAUCUCCCUCCCCAGAAGGGCAGAGACAUUUGGAGGAUUUGACAGUCACCAAAUGAAUGUAUGCAAAGGUGGGGAGAAGGAUGAAGGAGAUGAUGUGCAGGAUCUUCGGAGGACAGAGUCAGACAGUGUCUUGAAGAAGGGAGGAACAGCUAACUUGAUGUUUGUGCUGAAAAGGAACAAUGAGCAAGUUCUCCAGAGCAUAACACAACUCCACAGCUUGCUGGGUACUUUGCAGGCUGUCGUGGUGCAGCAGGACACUUACAUUGAGGACCAGAAGCUGCUUCUGACAGAGAGGGCUCUGAGCCGCAGCUCUUUCCGGCCCAACUCAUUGAUUGAACAGGAGAAGCAACGGAGCAUGGAGAAGCAGAGGCAGGAGCUGGCCAACCUCCAGAAGCAGCAGGCCCAGCACCAGGAAGAGAAACGGAGGAGGGAGAGGGAAUGGGAGGCCCGGGAGAAAGAAUUGGUGGAACGGGAAGCCCAGCUGGCCCAGCGGGAAGAGCAGGUCCAGAAAGGACACCAUAACUUGGAGAAGGAGAGGGAAGAGCUACAGCAAAAGAAAGCUGCCUACCAACUUGACUUGGAGCACCUUCGGGCUGCCCAGAAGCAGCUAGAGAAGGAGAAGGAGCAACUGAAGAGAGAUAUGGAGUACCUCUCCCAACCACAGUCAGAACCCAGUCUCAAUCUGUUUUCCAACCAGCAUGCCAAGAUGGGCAGGACCCCUUCUGGGCUUGCAGCUGAAGACUCCUCUUGCAGACUACUAGGCUCUUCUCUGACCAAACAUGGUCAGUUGGACACAGAGCUCUCUGUGUCACCCAAAAGAAACAGCUUUUCAAGGACACACAAAGAGAAAACUGCUUUCCACUCAAUGGGCACCACCACAUCAAGCCAAACCAACAAACCAGCUGAGGGACAUUGUCAGAUGCCCAACCGCCUCUUUGGCUUGGCCAAGCCAAAGGAGAAGAAGGAAAAGAAGAAGAAAGGCAAAGGGCACCGCUCACAGCAAUCCGAUACUCACUCUCCAGAAGCAGCCCCAGAAGGUGAGGAGAUCUUCUGCUGACCCCACUUGCAAGGAUGAAGCCAUCUCUUGUUCUAUCUUGCCAAGUGUAUGCAGUGUGGGAGCCAACACACUGGUGACUCUUCCCCCUCUACAUUGAAUAGCGUUGGCUUUCCUUACAGCAGAAGCCCAUCUGUGCAUCUGCAUUUGCAGCCUGUGCUUAACUGCAGGACCUCUGUUUCUUGAAGAUGUUACUUUUUAAAAGGUGUCUUAAAAGCUCAGUGUAGAGGGAGGAUUGCCUUCUGGGUGAAACUUUGGAUGUGACCAGACUGGGCCGGCUCAGUUUUGGUUGCUUAUGUACUAAAAAAAGUCCAUUCUUUGUACAUUGCUGGCUACCAACUUCCACAGACAGACACUCCUUCAGUUUUCUUUCCUCUCCCAAUAUGUAUGUUGGGGUGGAUGGGACAGGUGAAGAUAUCCCAGGGCAGCCUAGCUAAUAUUCUUAUGGAGAACAACACCAAAAACCAAAAGCCCUCGAUAGCAAAUGGAUGUGGCUCUUUUUGCAGUGUUUGGUCACUAGUAUGUAGAGAGAUACUGUAUAUAUUCGUACAUAUAAAAAUAUACAUAUAUAAAUAAAAGUAGCUGUGUAUCCAUUUGGAUAUGCACUAAUUCUGUACAGAAAAGCUGGGAGGGCUAAAGGGUUAGUUGAUAUCUAUUAAAUUGUCCAAGGACUGUGUCAAUAACUAAAUAUCAUUUUUAUUUUUUGAUCCGCCAAUGCUUUUGCCACCAGUACCCCUUUUGUAUAUGUUUGUGUUUGGGGAAUGAAUUAAAGGCCAUCUAAUGGCAAGACCUUUGCAAGAGUGGGGUCUGGCUAGAGAACUUGAAGGCCAGUUUGUCUGUAGAAAUGACUCACAUAGUAGGGUUCCCAUGCAGGUACAUUGUGGGGGAAAAUGGAAGGUGUUAGCUGGCCUACAGGCUUACAGUUCCAUGGAUAGUAUCAGACAGUUUAUCCUUGAUGGGGGAAAGCAAAUUUGCAAGGACUUGAACUGAGUGAAGACUUGCAAAUGGGAAUGGAAUACAAAUAUGAACCUAUUUUUCUAGAAUGUGUAUCUCCCAACUGAAUAUUUACACUUGCCAACCAGAAAGCUGUUAAUACAGUGAUCUUUUGCUUCAGA